Messenger RNA from Fusarium subglutinans, 1284 nucleotides. RefSeq lists its product as uncharacterized. Bases 1 to 1284 code for a protein of 427 amino acids. The transcript has 2 exons. Lineage: Eukaryota; Fungi; Ascomycota; Sordariomycetes; Hypocreales; Nectriaceae. The record is from RefSeq and is a predicted model, not a curated record.
AUGGAGCCCCAGAAAAUCAUAUGGCGACAUAUUACGAUAUUUACAGUGCCAGCUGGGACAGGUGUCCCCGUCUCCGGUCCUGUUUAUCUCGGGCGUUACAUCCCAACCUCAUCAGUUCAGCAUUGGGGGAUAUACGUCGAGACUGAAGAAGACGUUCAAACACGCCAAGGACUCUGUGUAGAGCUCGGACGGAGCUCAGACGGCGGGAUCAUUGUUCUUCAUCGUACACGACAAAAGCGUGAAGAAACCGAGCCGCAAGGAGGCAUCAAGUAUGAGAAGACGGGGAAAUUCACAAGCUGGGACAAUGAAUCAAUUGUCCAAUGUACCACUACUCUUUGUACACAUGAGCUUUACGAAAGCUAUAGCGUCUUCAACAGAAAUUGUCAGACGUUUAUUAACCUGUUGGUACAAAGGAUCAUGGCUGGAGAAUCAACUUGGACUCCGCGCAGAACAACCUCACAUGCAUUCACGUCUGGCCCUUCAUCCACCAAGGUUGCUAAUAUAUGGGAGUCUGACACAGUGAAGUCACAGGCCUUGAGGCCUGAAAAGACCUAUCAAGCCCCAGAUUGGACUCUCAGCGCUACUAAGGCUCAGCCAGCCAUCCAAGCGACUUCUUGGCCUGCGGUUACUGGCCCAAUGGGACGUGAACCCGCCAUGUCUGGCCUUUCGAACAAGGAGCCUGUGUCAUUGGAGGAGCAGCGAAAAUACGAGCAUGAACUUUGUCGCACGUGGAAGAUGGGAUCCAUACCCCGGGCUGAGCCAACAGACACUACCGACAGCUCCCAUAUUCCGACUGGGGUGAAACAGAAAGUCGAGGCACGUACCAAGUCCAUGGAAGGGACUUAUGACAACAUGGCUGCUACAAGCCGCAGGUCCUACGCUUUGGGGACUAACCUCGAUGGCUACCGCAACAACAAACACAUCUCCCCGUCGAGGUUCGAGGAAAAGAAGCAACGUACUCGAGACACCACAUCAGCGGCAUUGCGUGAACGGCGAAAUAUAUUGACAGCGCAAAUCAGGGACUCGAAAACACCAAAGGUGACCCGCGAAGACCUGACCGAUCAGGCUGCAAUGUUUUCAAUGGUGACCAAUUUGGUAGAAACACUAAAGACUCCGCGAUCCCCCUUUACUCUCAGACUUCUUCUCGAUCAACUUGCUACAGACAAGGGAGGUCCUGUCUGGAAGGAAGUGCGGCAGAAACUCCGACCGGCACUUGAGGAGGAGAUGAGAAAAUGCAAGGAAGAUGAGAAGGUGGCUUUGCAAAAUGCUCUUCAAGUCCUAUGA